This is a messenger RNA of Ficedula albicollis (Collared flycatcher), 1258 nucleotides long. RefSeq lists its product as uncharacterized. Bases 1 to 777 code for a protein of 258 amino acids. NCBI's taxonomy places the organism in Eukaryota, Metazoa, Chordata, Aves, Passeriformes, Muscicapidae. The transcript is spliced from 4 exons. The record is from RefSeq and is a predicted model, not a curated record.
AUGGCCGGGAUCUGUCAGACAGAAACUCAUAGACACCGACCCGAACUGGUCCUGCCUGUCUCUGCGGAGCUCUCGUUGUGUAACACCCGCACAUGUCACCGGGGCCGCUCUUCCCGCCUCCUGCGCUUCCUCUCCCGGCCGAACACAGCCCCGUUCGCCGGCCAAUUGUCGGGGAAAGAGCCCCCGCAGGGUGCCCCAGCACCGGCUCCCGGGGAGCGCCCGCGGAAGGAGGAGCGUCCCAUCCCGCUUCCCAGCGCUGCCCUACCUGUCCCGGCGGGAGCCGGGCGGAGCGGCCCACGGGGCCCGGGGGGAACCUCUCCCGAGCUGUGCGGUGGGAUCCGAGUGGAUCAGGAGCUCGACAGCCUCUCCGGAGCUGUGCGGUGGGAUCAGGAGCUGGGACAGCCUCUCCCGGGCUGUGCGAUGGGAUCCGGGCGGAUCAGGUGCUGGUACAGCCUCUCCGGAGCUGUGCUAUGGGAUCCGGGCGGAUCAGGUGCUGGUACAGCCUCUCCGGAGCUGUGCUAUGGGAUCCGGGCGGAUCAGGUGCUGGUACAGCCUCUCCGGAGCUGCGCGGCAGCGGCGGCGCUUCCUGGAAGGGCGCGGCGCAGUCACGGGGCCGCUCCCCGGUUCCCCCGCCCCGGCGCAGAAACGCCCCCGGAGCCUGGGCAAAGAGGGGUCGUGGGGCCGCAGUGCUCGGGUUCUCCCUCGGGCUCUACUCGGGCUUUGUUUCCAGACACCUGCCUGACCUCGCAGCCCCGCCCGGACCCCGCUGCGGCGUAAGCAGCAGGUCCUUUGUGCUCCUGCAAACCCCUUCUUCUGUUAAACCGGGAUUAAUUUUGUGCCCUAGGUUAAUCGCGGUGCUGAGGAGCUGUUUGGGGUUUUGCUCCAAGAAGCAAUGAAGCACUUCACAUCUGCUGAAAGGAUUUGUUUAAUACCGCGUGUUGGGAGCAUUAACUAUGUGAAAAAUGUUGGGAUAGGCUGGGUUGGGUUAGGAGCCGCACACCAAAGAAACUCUCGGGAUACAUGAGUGGAAUGAUUUUGCUACUAGGAAAUCCAGGGAGUGACAGUGAUUUGUAUUCUUUAUUUUCUUUAGUCUUUUUGGAUAUGGAUUUGUAUUCUUUAUUUAAGUGCUGGAGUGACUAGUAUAUACAGAAGUAGGAGAGAGUAGAUUGAGGGGGUAUUGGAUAACACCAGUGGAAGUGAUCAGAAAUUCCCUGGAGAAAACCAGAAACUUCUGAUGUGUGAAAUAAGGAGAACUGUU